CUUGACAUGAAGUCCAUCUACAUUCUUCGUCUCCUUCAUUUUCAUUCAAUCUGAUGUCUCUCCUUAUCUUGGACAACGUCACAGAAACCUGUCUACUUGAUCCGUCAACGCAAUCCGUAUGUUUGACCCAAGCACGCAAGAAACCGUUCCUCUCGAGCAUACCCAGAGCUUCUUCCGCUUCACCAUGGAUGCCAAGGUUGGAUAUUUCUGAGCCCCUUGCAUGAUCAUCUAAAACAUCAAGGCCAGAGAUGAAAGCUCCGACAGUCACUGCAUACACUCCAUUCUUCAAAAGGCAGAACAUUGAUGUCAAAGAAUCCUUCCACUCAGACAUAACAUCGCAAAAACGUGCAACCGAAGUUGAAAUGGGCAAACAAGUCAUAGACAGAAAUUUGAAGAUCUUGGAGAGAGAUCCUUGUUGCAUCUUGGCCCUUCGACCUUGGCUAGACGGCACUCGACAGCAAAGGUUGAGAUUUGAACAGGAUGACAUCUUUGUUGAGUAGUAAGGCGAUCUAGAAAUUGCAGCACAAAUUUCCAUGUUUACGGCUAAUAUUAAAAGCAACAAAAUUAUGAGAAAUGAAGACUACUCAAAGAUUGAUCACUUAUUUUUCCGAAUGAUUACCCUCACAACCUCAAACACUUUCG
Messenger RNA from Guillardia theta CCMP2712, 642 nucleotides. RefSeq lists its product as hypothetical. The transcript has 3 exons. NCBI's taxonomy places the organism in Eukaryota, Cryptophyceae, Pyrenomonadales, Geminigeraceae. The annotation marks the transcript as partial. The record is from RefSeq and is a predicted model, not a curated record.